Coregonus sp. 'balchen' is the source of this 18358-nucleotide messenger RNA. The record is from the annotation of a GenBank genome assembly. Lineage: Eukaryota; Metazoa; Chordata; Actinopteri; Salmoniformes; Salmonidae.
GAGCGUGACAAAACAUUUACCGAAAUUAUUCGACGAAUUACUGUGCCAUAACCUUGCAACGAAACAAUUCCAACAGUCCAAGUUGCUAUCCUGACGACACAGACUCAAAGAAAUUAGCAAAGUGCGAGUAAAACGGUGAGAACGAAAGCUUCGAGAGCGACAUAAACCCCAGCCAGCGGCAGCGGUCUCCAUUUUAACUUCGAGUCCGAUAUAUGCCUCACGUGUCUUGGACUGUCUCUCUCACAUGACCCGAGUGUUUGUUCCCGUGAUCAGCACUUCCAUCUACGCGUCUGUGUCACUGAAUAUCACAUUUUAUUUAAACCCUGAUGGAUAUGCACCUCGAACAGAGUCUGGACACCGCGACAAGGUAAUACAAUGCCCUCCACUUCCUCUCCAUCACGUAUGGACGUCUCCUCUAGCAAGCGAAGGCCUGGCCUCCAUUUUCUAGAAAACAGCUUGAUUAUGUGUAGUAUAAACUAGAUACAAUAAAGUGGUUUAUUUUAGUCAUCUUUUUGCACAGCUAAGCUAGAAAAUCCAAUUAGAAAAGGGUUACAGUAUAGCAAACGACUGCAGCAUUUCAUGCAAACACGGUUUUCUACGGUAGUUAAUUUACAGUACUAGGUAAAUAAUCUAAAUCUUGCUAGUAGUAGUAGUUAGCUAGCUAACGUUAGCUAACUAAACUAACGUUACCUAGCUAGUUAGGGCUAUCCGUUUUGUUAACACUGAACUAACAUUAGUUAGCUUACUAGAUAGUUCGUUAGAGAUAUAACUUACAAAGUUAACUUGCUAGUUUACAGUUGGAAUGUAGUUACUACAUCCAUUUUUGGACUUGUAAAUUAAAGAUGCACUAUGUAGAAAUCGCUCCACCAUUUCCUGGUUGCUAAAAUUAUAAUAAUUCGCCUAAUUUCAGUUGAUGUGACAAAACAAGCAACUAUAGUGUAGAGAAUCAUUGUACCGUCUAAACCGCAGUGAAAUAUAUUUUCCAUAACCAAACAUAUUGUAUUUUUCAGCUGUGCAAAGCUGUCAAGGCAAAGGCUGGCUAUUUUGAAGAAUCUCAAAUGUAAAAUAUAUUUUGAUUUGUUUAACACUUUUUUUGGUUACUACAUGAUUCCAUAUGUGUUAUUUCAUAGUUUUGAUGUCUUCACAAUUAUUCUACAAUGUAGAAAAUAGUUAAAAAAAUAAAGUAAAACCCUGGAAUGAGUAGGUGUUCUAAAACUUUUGACCUGUAGUGUAUAUAUAUUUAUUUAUUUAACCUUUAUUUAACUAGGCAAGUCAGUUAAAGAACAAAUUCUUAUUUACAAUGACGGCCUACCCCGGCCAACCCCUCCCCUAACCCGGAUGACACUGGGCCAAUUGUGCGCCGCCCUAUUGGGCUCCCGAUCACAGCUGGCUGUGAUACACUCAGGGAUCGAACCCGGGUCUGUAGUGACAGUGCAGUGAUCACAAAACAUUAUUUCCCCUGUUAUAGCCCAACUAGAAGAUAAGCCAUAAAAAGCCUGGGGAAAGUUGUGUAAUUUAAAUAAAAACAGAGAGGAAGAGGCAAACUUUAAGCUACUUUGGUGAAUUUGCAAGGCAUUGCGUGAUUCAGAUUACCAAAACAUCAUAUACCUGAGAUCCUGAGUGGCGCAGCGGUCUAAGGCACUGAAAAACAGAACAACCCCUAAUAUGAGUAUACACCUGCUCUUUCAAUGACAUAGACUGACCAGGUGAAUCCAGGUGAAAGCUAUGAUCCCUUAUUGAUGUCACUUGUUAAAUCCACUUCAAUCAGUGUAGAUGAAGGGGAGGAGACCGGUUAAAGAAGGAUUUUUAAGCCUUGAGACAAUUGAGACAUGGAUUGUGUAUGUGUGACAUUUGGAGGAUGAAUGGGCAAGACAAAAUAUUUAAGUGACCUUGAACGGGGUAUGGUUUUUCACGCUCAGCAGUUUCCUGUGUGUGUAUCAAGAAUGGUCCACCACCCAAAGGACAUCCAGCCAAUUUGACACAACUGUGGGAAGCAUUGGCGUCAACAUGGGCCAACAUCCCUGUGGAAUGCUUUCGACACCUUACAGUGAGGGGAAAAAGUAUUUGAUCCCCUGCUGAUUUUGUAUGUUUGCCCACUGACAAAGACAUGAUCAGUCUAUAAUUUUAAUGGUAGGUUUAUUUGAACAGUGAGAGACAGAAUAACAACAACAAAAAUCCAGAAAAACGCAUGUCAAAAAUGUUAUAAAUUGAUUUGCAUUUUAAUGAGGGAAAUAAGUAUUUGACCCUUCUGCAAAACAUGACUUAGUUCUUGGUGGCAAAACCCUUGUUGGCAAUCACAGAGGUCAGACGUUUCUUGUAGUUGGCCACCAGGUUUGCACACAUCUCAGGAGGGAUUUUGUCCCACUCCUCUUUGCAGAUCUUCUCCAAGUCAUUAAGGUUUCGAGGCUGACGUUUGGCAACUCGACCCUUCAGCUCCCUCCACAGAUUUUCUAUGGGAUUAAGGUCUGGAGACUGGCUAGGCCACUCCAGGACCUUAAUGUGCUUCUUCUUGAGCCACUCCUUUGUUGCCUUGGCCGUGUGUUUGGGGUCAUUGUAAUGCUGGAAUACCCAUCCACGACCCAUUUUCAAUGCCCUGGCUGAGGGAAGGAGGUUCUCACCCAAGUCCAUUGUCCCUUUGAUGCGGUGAAGUUGUCCUGUCCCCUUAGCAGAAAAACACCCCCAAAGCAUAAUGUUUCAUUUACAUUACAUUUUAGUAAUUUAGCAGACGCUCUUAUCCAGAGCGACUUACAGUUAGUGAAAGGAUACGUAUUUUCUAUUUUUUUCAUACUGGCCCCCCGUGGGAAACGAACCCACAUCCCUGCCGGCCAAACCCUCCCCUACCUUGGACGACGCUGGACCAAUUGUGCGCCGCCCAUGGGUCUCCCGGUUGCGGCCGGCUGCGACAGAGCACAGCUAGCACUGUGAUGCAGUGCCUUAGACCACUGCGCCACUCAGGAGUUUCCACCUCCAUGUUUGACUGUGGGGAUGGUGUUCUUGGGGUAAUAGGCAGUAUUCCUCCUCCUCCAAACACGGCGAGUUGAGUUGAUGCCAAAGAGCUCCAUUUUCGUCUCAUCUGACCACAACACUUUCACCCAGUUCUCCUCUGAAUCAUUCAGAUGUUCAUUGGCAAACUUCAGACGGGCCUGUAUAUGUGCUUUCUUGAGCAGGGGGACCUUGCGGGCGCUGCAGGAUUUCAGUCCUUCACAGCGUAGUGUGUUACCAAUAGUUUUCUUGGUGACUAUGGUCCCAGCUGCCUUGAGAUCAUUGACAAGAUCCUCCCGUGUAGUUCUGGGCUGAUUCUUCACCGUUCUCAUGAUCAUUGCAACUCUACGAGGUGAGAUCUUGCAUGGAGCCCCAGGCCGAGGGAGAUUGGCAGGUCUUUUGUGUUUCUUCCACUUGCGAAUAAUCGCACCAAGCUGCUUGGCGAUGGUCUUGUAGCCCAUUCCAGCCUUGUGUAGGUCUACAAUCUUGUCCCUGACAUCCUUGGAGAGCUCUUUGGUCUUGGCCAUGGUGGAGAGUUUGGAAUCUGAUUGAUUGAUUGCUUCUAUGGACAGGUGUCUUUUAUACAGGUAACAAGCUAAUCUCAGCUCGUUACCUGUAUAAAAGACACCUGGGAGCCAGAAAUCUUUCUGAUUGAGAGGGGGUCAAAUACUUAUUUCCCUCAUUUAAAAUGCAAAUCAAUUUAUAACAUUUUUGACAUGCGUUUUUCUGGAUUUUGUUGUUGUUAUUCUGUCUCUCACUGUUCAAAUAAACCUACCAUUAAAAUUAUAGACUGAUCAUUUCUUUGUCAGUGGGCAAACGUACAAAAUCAGCAGGGGAUCAAAUACUUUUUUCCCUCACUGUAGGUGUUCCUAAUGUUGGGUAUACUCAGUGUGUGUUUGUGUUUAGUUUUUUUUAUCAUAUCAUAUAUAUCAAUAAAGGGAAACACUGUCCAUUUGAUUCUUGAAGAUUAUAACUGCCUCAUGAGUUAAAUGUGCUAAAUGUAAAAUGUCUCACCCAUGUGGAAGCUAGGUGAAUUGCAACAACAAAUAGGCUGAAUACAAACUCGGUGAGGAGGUUAGUGCUUUUUUAAUGUCCCAAGGAUCCCGUAUAGCAUAGACCAUGGUGGUUACCACCCAAGAUUUACUUUCAGUUUUGUCCACCAAUUUUGUUAAUGGAAAUAUAUUUUACAGAGAUUUAGAUUCCCUACACUAUUCAAAUUGAGCGAAGAGUGUGGAAUUUUAGCAACCAGGAACUGACACAGCGAUUUCUACACCGGCCACUUGCCUCAGUCUGCCAUUGUUUGUUGUGUUUGAGGAGGCUAUGACCAUGUCUUUUAGUGACGCCGAUGGAAGAGAGGGAUCAGUGGUGUAAAGCACUUAAGUAAAAAUACUGCCAUCUCUAAAUGCUUUGUUUGUAAAUGAUGUCUGAGCGUUGGAGUAUGCCCCUGGCUAUCCGUAAAUUAAAAAAACAAGAAAUGGUUCCGUCUGGUUUGCUUAAUAUAAGGAAUUUGAAAUUAUUAACACUUUUAUUUUUUAUACUUAAGUAUAUUUUAGCAAUUACAUUUACUUUUGAUACUUAAGUAUAUUUAAAACCAAAUACUUUUUGACUUUAACUCAAGUAGUAUUUUACUGGAUGACUGACUUUUACUUGAGUCAUUUUCUAUUAAGGUAUCUUUACUUUUACUCAAGUAUGACAGUUGGGUACUUUUUCCACUACUGAGAGGGAUGGUGCUGUUUUCCCAUCUUGACAACAGAAGCCGGUCUAGCUUUUGUUGUCAAAUAGAAAGCAAAGACUUUUAUAACCAACCCAAGAUAGACCAGAGCCUGUCGUUUCCAAUGGGAGCAAAUUAAUCAUAAUAAUAAUAAUAUGCCAUUUAGCAGACGCUUUUAUCCAAAGCGACUUACAGUCAUGCGUGCAUACAUUUUUGUGUAUGGGUGGUCCCGGGGAUCGAACCCACUACCUUGGCGUUACAAGCGCCGUGCUCUACCAGCUGAGCUACAGAGGACCACAUAGUUGGCAGAACGAGCAAGGAGAUGGGAAGAGCCAAGCACGAGCUUGUAAGAUCCUAUUGUCGUGUUCUAGCAUGUAUUUGCGUAUUUCCGUUAGGGAACGCCUACUCUGUGAAGUGUGCGUAUGCAAUAACUCAAUUCGCCCUUUCACUCCUAAACAACGCAAUACAUUUUGGGGGGGCCAAGGGUAAAGUGUACAAAACACAGUCCACUCUGUUUGUUACAGAUUCUAGUUUUGGAAACCAAAAACGGUAUGGAGAUCAAAUGUUUAAUCAAUGAGAACAUUUGUAGAAUCUUCGCACUGCCGGCCACUGGGCUUCCUCUCAUCACCAUAUUUGGUAGUGAGUGGAAACGCCAACCGGAGGCUUCACAUUUUUACAUCCAGUGAAAUAUCGGUGUAGAAAGUCUGCAUUUUAGAAUGUGAUUUUGUAUUGUGCCCAAAUUAUUUAUUUGUGAAAAAUGUUAAACUAUGUUAAAACUAUAAUUUUGAUGAUAUGGACGGUCAGUCAUGGCAUCCAUAGCUCUGUUUAUGAAUUUGAGAGUGGUUACAUUUCUCCAGGCCCAUCCCUAAUUUUUUUAUUAGGUAACCAUAUUAACACCACACUGGCGGUCACGAGUUAUGAAGGCAGUCACAUUCCAUGUGACCAUUUACUCACGGUAAUUAGCCUUCUCCAAGUUCUGAUGCUGAUGGUGGUCAUUAGUAGCCUACCAAACUUGCUAACUGCCUGGUACUCAGCACUCUGUUGUCCCACUAAUCACUCUGACAUUCAUGCAAAUGUAUGAAAAAUCUAAUCAAACUCUUCAUGAGAGCCCAUGAGCUCAUGUUGCGCAACAUUUCUAUAGGCUAUGCAAUUGCAUGAGAAAACAACAGUGAUGGCCUCUUAAAAAGAGGAGGAUCCCAUCAGCUCUCUGUAGGCUUACUAUAUUUAUUUAUUUAUCAACUUUCCCAAUAUUUAAGUACAUUGCUUCUCUUUGCAACAGGAGUAUAGCCUACCUGGCUGGCAUGAAAAUGAACCACGGAAAAGCGUCCUCCAUUCGCCAUUUUAAGUGCAUAGAUGACAUGUAUUUUUUUACCCUGCCCAUGUUUCGAGACAGGUGCAUGAUAAUGGUCCAUUCUAAAUCAAAACAAAUUUGACACGUACAUUAUUUAGUAUGUGUAAAGACUAGAUUAAGUAGUGUGACAAUAUUAGCCUAUCACUUGUAAAUGAUGCCCAGAUUAAGGCAAGAAACAGCACAUGCUUUUUUUGUGACCUUUUCAAAUCACAGUCGCACACCUCAUGUAGGCUAGUCCAUAGACCUAUAUGUUUUGAUAAGGUUUGUAUCACAAAUAAAGUGGCCAAAUAACUUCUUUUAAAAUGAAGCACAUUCAUCCACUUUAUGAGUGUAGAGCCUAACUGGCAUACAGGCCGCUUGUGAGUUUCAAGUUUGGGGAAGAUCAUUUUCACCAUAAAAAUGCACCUUUAUAAUAAAAGCAUCACAUGUAUAAUUACAUUUGGUCACUUUUGAGAAUGGGGUUUUCUUGCUAAUGGAACAUUUGCGCUUAUAGCCUACUGCCCUGUGCGCAUUGCGGCGUGUAAAAUGUGAAGAAAUAGACUAUCAACAUUUUAAGCUAAAAGUUCUCAUCUGUUGCGUCAGGCUCAUUGCUUAAAACAUUUAUUUUUAAUGGUAGUGGUUGUAUUAAUGUGGGAUCUAUCGCAUCCCACAACUGUCCCAGACUAUGUUUGGAAUAUUUAUUUCUCGCACAGAAUAGAAUAGGUCAACUUUUGUACUAUGGGGGAUAGUCGAUUGACAUAGACUAGUGCUUUUGCUGUUCAUUAGGCCUACUCAUCUUGUUAGCUGACAAAAAGUAAAUGUGGACAGUUCUUCCCAUAUCUUCAGUAUGCGCCUCGGAAUUGGAUAAGGACGAGCGCAGUUGCGUCCCCGAUGUGUCUGUCUUCACUUGUAGCCUGUGAGAAAGACCCGAUCACGUGGCGGAGAGCCAUGUGAGUGAUAGGUGCUUCGGCACGCAGCCGGGAGAAGGGAAUUAUAAUUAUUAUAUUCAGCCCAAGGGCACAACGGCCAGUGGCCGCAAAAUGCAUGGAUUUUUUUUUGGGGGGGGGCUACGGCCACCCAAAGGGGAUGCUGCUGGGAAAUUUGAGGCAUUAUCAAGUGCUUGUCAAAUUGUGAAUGAGAGACUGAUGAAGUGUGUGCAGCCUAUGCAAAAAAUAGAGCAGAGCUCAUGCCUUUCAUUCGACUUUUUUCAAAUCAUCAUUAGUCGCAUCAUGCAGCCUUAGAAUGUAUUACAAAUCUAAACAUAUAGCCCAAUAUUUGUAUCACAACUAAAGUUGCAUAAAUAACUCUAAAUUAAGCAUAUAGGAGUACCUGUUUCUUUGUUAACCGCUCAACACAGAAUAGCCUCGUGCUCACUCCCUCAAAUCGUUUGGAGAAAAUAUCCUUUCUAUUUUAUUCAGCUAUGGUCAAUUGUAUUCUUCAUACUAUAAAAUUGUCUAAAAUAAUGCCAUGGAAUUCUAAGCAAAUCUUGUCUGCUAAAUGAACUAGUGUAGCCCACAGACAUUUGGCAUAGCCAGAUCAGUCCCUAACAUAAGGACAACUCAGAGUAUGCUAUUCUGUUCUUCUGAAAUAGACAACAUUUUCUUCAUAUCAUGCUUCUUUAGACCUGUCUGAAAUCAAUAAUGGAUUUAUUGUGAUGGUGUAGGCUAUAUUACAUGGAUUUAUUAUAAUUUUUAAAAUGUAGAUGUUCCAAAGGUCUACAUCAGUGGCUUGUAGGCAAUGUGUGGAAGCCAGGAAAUGCUAAAUGUGUUUGUUAAUGGUCAAUUACCGUGAGACCGACAGUUAUUUGCUUGACAAUCACCGGCUGACAAUUUCAUGACCGCCUCAGCCCUAGGCGGGGUGAACACUUUAUUGUUUCAAUUGAAGGAUUCUAGCUUUAAGGCUACCUUGACAUCAGUAAAUUGAGUUGCCAGCUUAUGUUACUAUUUUGUGAAUGUCAUUCAUAACUAGCUUGUGCACUUAUCUUUUCUAGCUAGCUAAUUGGCAAGCUUGCUACUUUUCACUUUCAAUGCAAUGGCAUGCACUAACAAUGAUUAGCUGUCAGCUGGAUAGAUGAUGUAUGCACAUCUGCUCUUGACAUCUUGUUGGAAUAUAGCUGAAAAUGUAGUUAGCUAGUGUAUUUGUUAGGGGUGUAACGAUCCAUCUACUACAUCGAUGUAUCGAUUUUAUAUUCCUAUGAUCCAACUACAUCGAUCUGUGCUCGGCGAGUUGGCCUUUUGGACAACAUAUAUCAAUCUAACAUCGUUUUAAAAUGUAAUAAAUCGAUUGUAUCGAUACUAGGAAAUAACCCAUUGGAUCUAAGCACGUCAGAUUUUAUAUGGAUGUUUUUUCUUAGCACUUUUAAUGAUAAAGGCUUUAAACAUUACUCGAUUCAGUCUGCCUAUCCGUGACGUCAUCGCCCUGCGCCAGCAGCAGCGCAAAGACAACAAAACAUAGCAUGGCGGACGACAGAGGAGAAGCCGACGAGCGAGAAAUUAUCAAGCCACCAUUGCGGUCCUUACAAGAAACAGGAAUCUAGGAAACUUCACCUGCACUGUCCAGUAUCCAGGUAUUUAUUUCAGUCACACUGGUUGAAUUUUUGGCUAAAAGGUUACUGAAUCGAUUUCAAGUCACUGAAUCGUUUCGGAUCGUAUCGUUCUAAAUGAACCAAUAUCGUCCUUGAAUCGUAUCGACAACCACGAAUCGUGAUACAAAUCGAAUCGUUGUUAAAACGAAUCGUUACACCCCUAGUAUUUGUACUUCACUGCCAUAUCCCCUACUCUAUAAUAACCUUGUCAGCUAGACCUUGCUUGCCUAUGUUUAGAAUUUCUCCUUGUUUAUGUCCUCCUUAGUCACGAAAAACAAGAGGAGGAGGUCAUCCAAUUAGAAGGUAAGAAUUGAUGUUGGGUUGUGUGUGCCAUGGUACAUAAGUUCACCAUUCUGACUCUUUCAUACAUUUCAAAGUACUGACAUAUUUCAGACAUCCUCUUGAAAAACCUGCUACUUUAAAAAUCAACCAAAGAACAGACUAAAAACACAUGCCCAAGUGUCAAAUUGUUUUAGGCCUAGCUUUUUGCAAUGAUGCUCCUUGCCUCACUAAUUUCUCAUCAAAGGAUAUCUGGGUGUUAUUUUUCUCUGCUAUCAAUCCUCUCAUUCCACUGUCCUUCUCUCAGGAGACGGGGGAGGGGAGCAGACUGCUGUUACCAUAGGCAGUAUUCAGCAGGCCCAGGCUUUCGCGGACCACAACAUUCAGUACCAGUUCCGCUCUGAGGGUGGUCAGGUGGGUGUCCCGUGAACAGCGUUUUGGCAGUUUUCUGGUGGGACAUUCCUAAUUGACAUAUACUCUAGGAACAUUCCGUAUUGACACUGAUUGCUGCCGUGGUCUUACUCUGUAGACAGUGCUGAUUUUAGAAACAUUGAACUAGCUGAAUUCACAUAGGUCUGUUUUUACUGUAUGGGGGCAGUUUACUGCAUCACUCAGUAGAGCAGGGAUGGGCAACUCUGGUCCUCAGGGGCCGGAGUGGUGUCACACUUUCUUCCACAUCCCUAGCAAACACAGCUGAUUUUAAACUAAUUGCAUUCUAAACUGAACACCAUGAUUAGUUGAUUAUUGGAGUCAGGUGUGUUAGCUGGAGCAAAAGUGUGACACCAAGCAGGCCCCAGAGGACUGGAGUUGCCCAUCCCUCCACUAGAGAAUCAACCGCAUCACAAAAUGGAAAACCCUGAAUAACCCUGUAUUCAACACUAGCCUCUCCGUUGAAUUGAGAGCCUUGUGUGCGUUCGCUUUGAACCCAGACAGCAGAUCCGGCCAGGACACUGAUAUAGGCCUACAGGUUUGGAUGUAGCAUUGGGUCGUCAAAUUGGUUGGUUAAUUGUGAAUGUAUAUGUCUACGCUUUUGUGGAUUAUCAGAGUGGAUGUUAUCUUCACAUAAACCAAUUUUUAGGUGAAGGAUGAAGCUAGUUUGAGCUGGUCCGUUCGCUGCUCAUUUGGAGUACACACAGCUGGUGUGAGUGAUCAUGUGAUUCCAAUCCCUUUCCUGGUUUGUCAUGCGGCUGGUGUCACAUGUUAGUCAGGAGGCGAGUCACAUGAUUAAGGGGUACAAAACCGGAUUAUUUUGAAACAACAAGUGUUUUUCUGGACUGGUUUUUAUAUUGAAUCAGGCACAUUCUGCAAUAUAAUCAUGUUGGGUGUGUGGAUCACUUAUAGGCCUAGCAGUAUCAUUCGAUGUGCAAGGGCUUAAAUACUAUAGCCUAGGGUUUGAACCUCAAUAUGAGGUAACCAACCUGCAAGUACUGAAAACACAAAGUGACAUUGAAAUGACAGUGGUCAGGCUAGAAGGCAUCCCAAGCUCUUUCUUGUAGAAUUAAUGACUCCAGUUUCUCUGUCUCUCUCUCUCUCUAUCUCUCUCUGUCUCUCUCUCUGUCUCCCUCAGGUGACUUACCGCGUUGUCCAGGUAACUGACCAGCAGCUGGAGGGGAGAGACGAUGGGGGAGGGCCGGUUAGCGUGGUCUCCACGGCCGCCUUCCCCGGCGUUCCUCAAGCAGUGACCCAGGUAGGUACCAGAACACCAGGAACCAAGGCCGCUACUGUUACCCCUUACAAUAACACAGUUCCUAAUGGCUAAGGAGUGUGACAUACUUCAGUAGACAUUCAUGGUUCAAUCAAACUAUUGAUCGUUAUACAAGUUAUCUGUAUAUUUUUGUUAUGCACGAAUCAGGACACUUUUAUAUAUGUCACUUGUAAUGAAUUAUUUUCAAGUAAUAUCCAUGUUGUACGUUAGUUGUCAGUAGGGCUUGCUAACCCUUCCCACCUUGUCCCCCGUCAGGCUGUGAUCCAGAACCCUUUCAGUAAUGGGGGUAGCCCCGUGGGAGAGACGCUGGGAGGGGAGACGCGCUUCGCCUACUUCUCACCUACGGCUGUGAGCGAUGGCACUGUGUCUGUGCAGACCACCUCCGACCCCACACAGGCCGGGGGUGAGUCAGCGCUACCGCUACUUCUAAUGCUAGGCUAGCAGUCUUCUGAGGGAAAAAUACUGUCCCUCAUUUUUGGUUCAAGUCCAGACAGACAUAAAGAAGAAUGACCACUUAUCAAAUUGACAUUUGAGUACCAUGACACAGUGCUGACUGAGAGAGAUUAACUGUUCAUCCCCUCAGCCACGAGGUUUGUCUCAUUGCAAGAGUCCUGUGUCACUCAGCAAAUUCUCCCUUAAGAGUUUGUCACUGAGGUCUCCAACCUGCCCCAUUUUCUUCUCUCUCUCUCUCGUUCCCGUGUCAUCUCCUCUCCCACAGGUCAGUUCUACGUGAUGAUGACCCCUCCUGACGUCCUGCAGACAGGCACACAGCGAACCAUAGCCCCGCGCACGCACCCCUACCCUGAGUGAGUAUCAACCACACUGCUUCUUACUCUCCUCCUAUGUCCCUCAUUUUGGGGGGACUCUGAAAGGAGAGCCCAUGCACACAGCAGUCUGAGCCACUCCAGAUGUUAAGCAGUCAAAAACCUACCUACACGGUCCUUACGUUCAUCUUCCACAAGCAUGUCAGACAUGUUUUCCAAGUAGGAACUAGCCUAUACACCUAGGUGUUAUGCGAUAAUUUCAACCUUUCAUCAAUAAUGACCUGUUAAGAAGUCAUUUGACAGGAUUUUUCUAGAGCUUCUAAGAGUUUGUUUACUUUACUUUGAGUCUGAGAUGUAUCAGUUAGACUGGAACACUAAAAGUCACUGAUAUUGACUAUUGAAAAAAUAGUGUAUUGACUAUUCUCUCCAAAAACGGAAAGUAAAGUUGAACUGAAUCCCCCUAUUCCCUUCCAUAGAGAUUUGGGUUGAGCAAGAGCCAGACCUGGUCCUGGGUCAGACAGCACUGCGUGUGUGUGUGUGUGUGUAGUUUCCUUGAGCACUCUGCUGUUCUCUUGGGAUGGGAUGAUAUCAUCACAGGGGUGUUGUGUUAGUGCAUGUCCCUGUCCUUGUUGCCCUGGUUUCCCCCUUCCUUGCCUACUUCCUCCUCAGUUGUUUUCUCUUUCACAAUCAUUAAUAUCCUUAUCAUGUGAUUAAGCUAUUCUCCUCAAACCACUCUGAAUGAGUAACACUGAAUCAAAACCAAACUAAAUGAUCUCUCAUGACAAAUUGAUGAUGAAUGAUAUGUGUGUCAGUUAAUUAAUUUGACAUUAGUGUUCUGGUUAAUUUAGGAAAUGAAUGUAAAUGUGCUUAUUAUUUUUCUAUAAAGGCAUACGGCAUGCCCAGAGCCAAGGGGUGGGAAUAAAUUGGAAACAUGCCCAUAAACUGAACAUAUAAUCUAGAAGGGAGAGUGCCAGGCAAGUGUUUGAAUAUAAAACGAGGAGUUGUGUGUUUGUUAUGAGCUUGUGUUUCAAGGGUUCUGCACAUAAGGGAAAUGGUUUGGAAGAAUAGGUCCAAAGUGCUUUUUUUUAUUUUUCAUAAUGCCGUGCUUGUUUUGCCAUCCAGAACGAGCACAUGAUCCUCUCAAAUCUAAUUUGUUGGACUAAGUGGAUAUGCCUUGCCUGGUCAUUUCCCUGCCUGUAUGUGAUGAACUCUUAUUCUCGGGCCUGUGGAACAACAUGGAGAUUUUACACCUCUUAUACUCCGAAAAAAUACAUUUACAAUAUAGCUUUAGGUAAAGGGGAUGGCCACCAAUUUACACACAGUAAGGUGUUGGGGUAUGGUUUUGUUAUUAGGACUGAUCUUGACUCGUCCCAAGUUCUUAAGGCUGCUUGGGGCUUUUGUGUGGGAUGUUCGUACAAGACUAGUCCAUUCUAGUUAGUGCGGGCUGCAGUGAUUCCCUAGUUCUCUUUGGCUACCAUUAAAGCUUUUAUAUACUUCACUGAUAAAUGUACAGUCUAAAAGGGCUGGAUACCACUGCAGUGUGUGCUGCUGUCUAGGGAGGACUUGUUUUUUCUGUGGUUUGCCAUUCAAUUCUUCCCUUUCCAUAUGUUUUUCUUGUGGGUGUGAUAAUUUGUGUAUUUGAUUUGUUCUUACAUCAACAAUGCAUAAACUAAUCCAUGACUGAGCAUAUUUGAUCUGUGCAAAAAAUGAAAUUAAAUGAAAACUUCCACCGCUUACCUGCCGUUCGCAGAGACGAAAACGAGAUGCUGCAACAUGACGGUUUAAACUGGUGAGGACAACUUCCACAUCCCCCCUCCCCAUGCAACCAAUGAACCAAUCAAAUUAGGCCUAGAUCAUAUACCACAAGGAAGAAAGAACAAUCAUACCACCUCCUUAUUCCCUUUAGUACAAUUCCCCGGUGAAUAUGUUAGACCCUUGAUGUGAUUUUAAGCUACAUUUAGCAUUGGAAGAUGUGUGUACUCUUUGAUGGUAGUCCUGAUUGCCAUGAGUUGUUUCUGUUCAGUUCUGUAUGACCUUGAAUAGCUAGGUUAAAGUAAAAACAGUCCAUUUUGAUUUAUCUUGCUUUUAAUUGCUUUUACUCAUUAGAUGUGGAAAAGGUAAGUGCACUGCGUGAACACCAGCCAUUUUGGUUUAAUUUAUGACACAAUUCAUUAGACGGAUUAAAGCUUUGUCAAGGUAAGUGCUGUCGAAAAUUGUAUUAGUUUACUGCCGCGGCCCUGCGCAUCUCGUCUCCAGUGCCUUCGUGAGCUCAUCUGGCUGUCACGUAUGAGGAACUUAAUUAAAGAAUACCUAGGGGAAGACACACACACACACACAGAGGAGAAACAGUUGUCAUUAGCCUUACUCUGGACACCAAUGUGACAACAUCGCAAUUUAGGACCAUAAUGAAGCCCGCGCCUUAGAGACUCUCUGGGGUAUAGCGGGGAAGGGCACGUACACCUCCGACACCUCCAAGAAAUCUGCCUGUCCAGACGGCCGUCAGUAAUACAGUAGUUCCAGUCACUGCGUCUCGCUGUCAGCCCCAAGGAUGGUGUUAUUACCGCAUAUGCUGCCACAUACGGCUGCUUCAGAUCAGCACGGCUGCCCAAGGUGGUGCUUGGCGGCGCCCCCUGCAGAGUAUGGCUCUGGUGCCUGAGUGGUGUGUAAUUGUAAAGGGGUGAGGUGCUUUGAGAUAGUAGUUCUGGUGGGGAAUUUUUGCACUGGAUUAGUUGCGUGGAGCGCUGUAGUCUGAAGAUUUUUCUUUUAGUCUGAAGAGUUGCACCUGUUUGUAUGGAGGUGGACUGAAGACUCCCGGGUUUUGAAAAUAUGUGAAAUGUUCUAUUUGUUUGUGUCUGUAGGAAAAUGGAUGGCCCACGGACACCCAGAGAUGAAAGGAGGAGAGCUCAACACAAUGAAGGUGAGCAAAGGGAAGGGCCUACAUCACCCACAAUCCUCCCUGAUUAAUGUUCUCUUAGAGCCAAGAUAUCUUAACCAUGCAACUCUGUGCUUUCCUUCUGUGUUCCAAGAUACAUGGCAUGGCCAAAAGUAUGUGGACACCUGCUCAUCGAACACCUUCUAAAAUCACGGGCAUUAAUAUGGAGUUGGUACCCCCUUUGCUGCUAUAACAGCCUCCUCUCUUCUGGGAAGGCUUUCCGCUAGAUGUUGGAACAUUGCUGCGGGGACUUGCUUCCAUUCAGCCACGAGCAUUAGUGAGGUCAGGCGCUGAUGUUGGGCGACUAGGCCUGGCUCGCAGACGGCGUUCCAAUGAAUCCCAAAGGUGUUAGAUGGGGUUGAGGUCAGGGCUCUGUGCAGGCCAGUCAAGUUCUUCCACACCGAUCUCGACAAACAAUUUCUGUAUGGACUUUGCUUUGUGUACGGUGGUAUUGUCAUGCUGAAACAGGAAAGGGCCUUCCCCAAACUGUUGCCACAAAGUUAGAAUGUAAUUUUAUGCCGUAGCGUUAAGAUUUCCGUUCACUGGAACUAAGGGGCCUAGGCCAAACCAUUAUUCCUCCUCCACCAAACUUUACAGUUGGCACUAUGCGUUUGGUCAGGUAGCGUUCUCCUGGCAUCCGCCAAACCCAGAAUAGUCCGUCGGACUGCCAGAUGGUGAAGCGUGAUUCAUCACUCCAGAGAACGCGUUUCCACUGCUCCAGAGUCCAAUGACAGAUAGCUUUACACCACUCCAGCCGAUCUUAGGCUUGUGUGCGGCUGCUCGGCCAUGGAAACCCAUUUCAUGAAGCUCCCGAACAGUUUUGUGCUGAUGUUGCUUCCAGAGGCAGUUUGGAACUCGGUAUUGAGUGUUGCAACCGACGACAGACAAUUUUUACGCGCUUCAGCACUCGCCGGUCCCGUUCUGGGAGCUUGUGUGGCCUACCAUUUUACGGCUGAGCCGUUGUUGCUCCUAGACGUUUCCACUUCAUAAAACAGCACUUGCAAUUGACUGGGGCAGCUCUAGCAGGGCAGAAAUUUGACGAACUGACUUGUUAGAAAGGUGGCAUCCUAUGACGGUGCCACAUUGAAAGUCACUGAGCUCUUCAGUACGGGCCAUUCUACUGCCAAUGUUUGUCUAUGGAGAUUGCAUGGCUGUGUGCUCGAUUGUCAGCAACGGGUGUGGCUGAAAUAGUUGAAUCUACUAAUUUGAGGGGGCGUCCACAUACUUUUGGCCAUGUACUGUAUACAAUAUCUUGUUGAAUUUCUUUUUAAAUGAGGUGCACCUUAUGAUGUUUUAAUGUUUCUUUUUUUAUGUUUGAAGCCAAAGACAUUAAGUGAACAAUAUAUAAUUUUUCUAAUUCAACCCAGAGUUCUCAAUCCUCUGUAGACCUUUUGAAUUUAGUUCAUCACCAACCACUAAGGUACUGUUGAACUGUCAGAUGUUCCCACAAUGUCACAUCCUACUAGUGACUAUUCAGCUACAAAAUAUAUGUGACACUACCACUCCCGUAUGUAUCCCUAUUGUUCACUCCCCGCAUGUAUCCCUAAUGUUCACUCCCCGUAUGUUUCCCCAAUGUUCACUCCCCGUAUGUGCCCCAAUGUUCACUCCCCGUAUGUUUCCCCAAUGUUCACUCCCCGUAUGUACCCAAUGUUCACUCCCCGUAUGUAUCCCUAAUGUUCACUCCCCGUAUGUAUCCCUAAUGUUCACUCCCCGUAUGUAUCCCUAAUGUUCACUCCCCGUAUGUAUCCCUAUUGUUCACUCCCCGUAUGUAUCCCUAAUGUUCACUCCCCGUAUGUAUCCCUAAUGUUCACUCCCCGUAUGUAUCCCUAAUGUUCACUCCCCGUAUGUAUCCCUAUUGUUCACUCCCAGUAUGUAUCCCUAUUGUUCACCUCUUUCUCUGAACCUGUUCUGUGUGUCUCAACAGUUGAGAGGCGGCGGAGAGACAAGAUCAACAAUUGGAUCGUCACGCUCUCCAAAAUCAUCCCCGACUGCAACAUAGACAGCACUAAGACGGGGGCGGUAAGUCACUCUGUAAGGCACUCUCAGCAGCUUUGUCGUGUGUGUGUGUGUGUGUGUGUGUGUACACAUUUUAAUAUACUUGUGAGUACCAGAAGUCUUCGCAAGAAUAGUAAACCAACUUAAAUUCAGAGAAGUGAGGACAUAUUGCCGGUCCUCCCUUGUAUAAAGGCUAUAUUAGGCUUAGGGGUUGGGUUAAGGUUAGGCUUAGGGAAAAUAUGAUUUUGAAUGGGAUUCAAUUGUGUGUGGGGGGGGGGGGGGGGGGCAGUUUGCAUUCAUUUAAACACUUGUGCGUGUAUUGGUAUUUUAUUAGGAUCCCCACUAGCUGUUGCAAAAGCAGCAGCUACUCUUCCUGGGGUCCACAAGGCAGGAUGUCUUAUUGAACUCUUCUCUCCUUCCCCCAGAGUAAAGGGGGCAUCCUGUCUAAGGCGUGUGACUACAUCCGAGAGCUCCGUCAGAAUAACCAGAGGCUCCUGGACGGUGUCAAAGAGGUGGAGAGAGUACAGGUGGACAACGAGCUCUGCAGACAGCAGGUAAAACAGCCUAGAAAGAACGCUAUCACAAAGAAUCAGAGGCCUAGCCUGGUCCCGGAUCUGUUUGUGCUGUCUUGCCAACUUCUAUGGUCAUUGUCAGGCCAAACAUAGGAGUUGGCAAGACCACACAAACAUAUCUGGGACCAGGCUAUCACAUGUCCUGUGAACCAAAAGGGUUAAUGUUCAAACAAAUGAAGGUGUUUCAUUACAUUUAACGUUCAUUUUACGUUUGACGACCGAAGUGCCGUUUUUACAAUGUCAAAAUGAAGUUAUAGCAUAGAUUUAUAUGGAGAGUGUUUUGCCUUUCAUUACUUACUGAAUCCCAAAGCACCGUUCUUCAUGUCCUCAUUCUAAUGCUCAGAAGCGAACAGUCUCCAGUCCUGUGGGGGAGAGAGAGGCAGUGAGUGUGUGCUAGCCCAGAGGAGAAGCUGAGAUGAUAGUACAGUACCUUGAGAUUUAAAACAGAUGGAUGUUAUGGCCAGGAUUGUCCAAAACUUUUGUUGAAAAGUUUAUACAACAGACAUUUCUGUCUAGUUCUAGAAUCAUUGAAAGAACAAGUGAGGCCUAGAAGUUGACGUUGCAUUUUGCUAAGUUGCUGCUAAUUUAUUGAUUACAUUGAGGUCACCCAUUGUUGUUCAUUGGCGGACAUUGUUUGUUGUUUGUCUCAGAUCGAGGAGCUGAAGAAUGAGAAUGCCCUUCUCCGAGCGCAACUCCAGCAGCACGGCAUCGAGAGCGUGGGCGAGACGCCGCCACAAUGAACGAGGGAGAUGGGGAGAGCGGGAUGGGUAGAAGGAAGAGGAGGAUGAGGCAGACUGGAGAUGACACAUAGGAACAGAACAAAACGAACGAGCUACUGAAGAAUCACUCCUUUUCACAGUCGCAGACAGUUAGACAGUCUUCCCUGGCCUCAUCUUUGAGGCUGCAUCCGAGACUCUUGGCAGGCUCCUGCUGCUUUGUUGGCUGCACUUGACUGAUCCAGGACCAGUCGAAAUGACAAAAGAAGCCACCGUGUAGACAAUAUACGUGUCUCAGAGAGAGAAGAGGUCACAACCACCAGAGAAACCCUCUGCACAACUCCUCCCUUCCCUUUCUAUAUUUAUUUAGUUCUUUACCUGUGGACUGUGAUGUUGGAGAUUUUAUUGAGUUACGUUGUUGUUUUCCCCCAUUUCUUCAGUCAUGUUCUUAAUUUAACUGUCGUUAUGCAUUUAUUUUAGUCUGUAUUUGUGGUUGAAGUUCAUAUUACCAUUUUGUUACGUUAGCGGAUUAAAAUUGAUUAGUUAUUGUAUUGUUAACAAUAUGCCUGGAGAGACUCAUUUAGAAAAGCUCAUGUAUCCCAGAGGAAUAGAUUAUGUAUGAGUGUGGUAGGCUACCAGCCAGUAGAACAGAGAACACGGUACAAAUAAACUGCUGAAUUGCAGCACCAUGUGAAAGAAUGCCUUGAUAGUUGGCAAUAUUAUUAGGUGUUUUUGAAAGUGACACCAAUAUACAGUUAGCUCAAAGUAUUGGGACAGUGACACAUUUU